UUUUUCUUGGUUGUGUGUGUAAAGGAAAAUUGAUUUUUUUUGCCACAAAACAAUCUACGUUCGCGAGAAGUUAGUGCACCAUAUUUUAUGAAAAAUCCAUUACCUAGCAUGACCGCAAACGGCAAAAGUGCUUUCUCUGGCGUUCGGUGAAGAAGCGUACGUGCGUGCGUGCGUGCUUGCUGGUUGCUGCUGUCUGUUAUCGCUGCCGAAAGUGUUUGUUGCCGUGUGGAGGAACGUGUUGAAAGUAUUUGCUAACGCAGAUCCCACACAGCUUCGUGGGAAAACGACGGCAGCAUCCUCUUUCAACCGCUUCAUUCUUUCCAAGCCCUUCCCGGGUUCUUUCGGGCCAGGCAUUGCAGUUAUAGCGGUGAUUGUUAGACUGUGUUGUUUGCGUAUCUGUUGGGAUCAGUUCCUUGUUUUCAAUAGUGCACCGUGUUGUGGUGCAACGUGUACAAGUGCCGCAGAACGCAUCUUAGCUCCUCCCGUUCGCCAUGGCAAGUCCACGUACGCGUCGUGUUCUGAGUGAGCUGAAGCCAUCGGACGGAAACAAUAAAUGCUUCGAAUGUGGUACCCACAACCCACAAUGGGUCUCCGUGACGUACGGUAUUUGGAUCUGCCUCGAGUGUUCCGGCAAGCACCGUGGCCUUGGCGUGCAUUUGUCCUUCGUGCGCUCGGUUUCGAUGGACAAGUGGAAAGAUGUCGAGCUGGAGAAGAUGAAGGUCGGCGGCAAUCGAAAGGCACGCGAAUUUCUCGAAGCGCAGGACGAUUGGGACGAAACGAUGACCAUCCAGCGGAAGUACAACACGCGUGCGGCCGCCCUUUACCGUGACCGCAUCAGCACACUGGCCCAGGGCCAACCGUGGGACGAAACAAGUGCGCUGGCACGUACGAAAGGUUCGGGCUAUGCAGGUGGUAGUGGAGCUACAAGCAGUGGUCACGGAGGAUCGACCGGCUCGAUGACACAUUCCAGAAGUAGUGGAUCAAUGGGUGGAGGAUACCAGAACGGAGGCGAUACGUAUUACCAGGACGGCGGAAGCUAUCAGCAGUACCAGACGCCCGAAUUUAAGGCCCAAAAGGAAGAUUUCUUUAGCCGCAAGCAGGAGGAAAAUGCUUCUAGACCUGAAAACUUGCCACCGAACCAGGGCGGAAAGUAUGCCGGCUUCGGUUACACGAUGGAUCCACCGCCAAGAAGUCAAUCACACGAGCUUUUCGAUACGGUCCAAUCCUCGCUUGCUACGGGCUGGAAUGUGUUCUCCAAGGUGGCAAAUGUGGCAAAGGAGAAUGCCCUGAAGUACGGGAGUAUGGCAUCACAAAAGGUAGUAGAAGUUUCUAGCACCAUGUCGGAGAAGGUUAAGGAAGGUUCGCUGUUGGAAGGAGUCGGCUCGCAAGUGUCAAACCUGGCGACAAAGGUAACCGAGGUGGGUCGCAAAGGAUGGGGUGGAUUUGGUGCUCCGGGUGGAAAUUAUAGCACCCCAUCCGGUAGCAACGAUCAGUACAGCAACAUUUCCUCAGACAGUGGCGUUAGCAGUCCUAUCAAUGGACGACAGGGCAGUGGCGGCUAUCAGCAGCGUGGCUCAUCCGGAUCAACACGGCGGGACGAAUCUUGGUCGAAUAACGGUUGGUCGAAUGAUAGCAAUUCCAACAGUUUGCCCCAAUCCUACCAGAACGGUGACAACGAUGAUGACGGUUGGACCGGUUUCGAAUCGUACUCGGGAGCGGCAUCCGGCAAAGCGAACGCAUCGACCGAAUUAAUGGGCAAUGUGGACAUGCGUAACGAAAAUUUCGACCGCCAAACAAAGUCCGGCGGAACGCGCCGCACAAGUAGUAAUGGAACGAACCGACAUUCGACCAAAUCGCCACCUUCCUCGAUCGAUCAGGACUUUGCUUCUCUUGAUAUUAAAAGCAACCGGGCACCGAAAGGCACCAGCAGCAGCAGCAGCAGCAACAGCACGACCACCGCUUCCAAGAAGCCUAAUAACAACCCAGAGGACGAUCUGUGGAACAUGCUAAACAAUUAGGCGAGCCAGAGAGUUGGAGUGAUAAAAAAAACCCGACACCUAGCUGUCGGAGUUGAUGUGAAUUUUAACGAAUCAUACUACUGCUAUUACUACAAAAACGACGACAACAAUUGCCAGAUAUGACUUACUGUGGCGGGAAACAACCGGACCCGUUCGCCCUUUCUGUUCCGGAGCAUGUAAUGUGAAUGUGUGUAAUCCAAUCCAAUGUAUUAUAAGAAGGUUCAAAACCGACCGAUCGACUAUAUCCUGGAGGUUUCGCUCCUAUUUAGAUCUGGUGGCAUAAGCGUAAGGAGAUGAUUAUAUUAAAGUAACGGAAGAAACCAGCCCCCCUUUAAAUGGAGAGUGAGAGACAACGAGGCAUAAUGGUACACAGGUAUUGGGAGAGAGAGAUAUAUAAUAUGAGAGGAAGAGAAAAAUAGUGGAAUAUAUACAUAUAUACACAUAUUCUAUAUUCUAGUAGAAAUCCUUGAAAAGAAAUGCGUCGUUACAGUGCACGGCGAUGAUUGUUUUCGGUUUCCAAAUCCUUCUCCUUGCAACCUGCAUUCCUUCCGUAAAGAAUAACAAAACAUCCAUCCUUUAGCAAAAUGACCUAUGAUUAUGAACAUAAGAAAAGAACUGGAAGCAGCAUCACUGUGCUACACAGAUAAUAAAAGUGGUCCUAAUUGUAAUCGCAAUUAUGCAGAAA
Messenger RNA from Anopheles funestus (African malaria mosquito), 2703 nucleotides. It is a transcript of the gene ArfGAP1, whose product is annotated as ADP-ribosylation factor GTPase-activating protein 1. Lineage: Eukaryota; Metazoa; Arthropoda; Insecta; Diptera; Culicidae. Gene Ontology annotation, biological process: regulation of ARF protein signal transduction; regulation of endocytosis. Gene Ontology annotation, cellular component: Golgi membrane. The transcript is spliced from 6 exons. The record is from RefSeq and is a predicted model, not a curated record. The coding region runs from base 492 to 2018 and encodes 508 amino acids. Gene Ontology annotation, molecular function: GTPase activator activity.